AUGGAUUUCUUCGAUGUCUUGCGCAAAGGAUGCACCUUUGGAGGUGCCAAAAAGUCCAAAACCGUUGCCUUUGGCAAGCGAACAAAUCCCGAGGAGAAAGAGACCUCCGGCCAAAGGUCCACUUCCUCGACCUCGCCCUUGGAUUUCUUCAACUUGGGCGGCGGGCCAUUGCAGGUGGAGCCUCACACGCCUCCAGCGUCCCCAAAGCCCAAGCCAAGACCACCGCCAAAGGAGCGGAGACCUGCGGCUUCUAAGGAAGGUGAAGAAGACGUUCACCUAUCUCCAGAAGAAAAAGAAAAACAGAGGCGGCAACAACGCGAAGCCGUGGCUGCGCUACGUCGCAGACAUCGGAUUCAUGUGAGCCCUCAAACGCCGGACCCCAUCGCAUCGUUUGACGAGAUGCCCAAGAGUGGCGUGCCUCAUUGGCUGGUGCGAAAUCUGAAGUCAAUGGGAUUUUCUCAGCCCACACCAAUCCAGAUGCAAUGCUUUCCAGCAAUUCUGUCUGGAAACCAUGUCUUGGCUUCUGCUCCUACAGGCAGCGGCAAGACCAUCGCCUUCCUGGGGCCCAUCUUGGCCACACUGGGCAAACCUGGGAAGGACUUUGCUCGCUGUUUGAUCGUGGACCCUUCACGCGAGCUGGCGAAGCAGACGCUUGAUGAAUUCACCAAGCUGACCACCAGUCGGAAGUGGAACGGUCGCCUGGUGGAUCGCAUGUCGGGCCAGAAGGCCGGCAACAUCAAGUGCCUGGAUGUCGCGGUGGCGACUCCCUUACGCCUGGUGCAGAUGCUCAAGGAGAACCGGAUCUCCUUGGAUGCCUGUCGACACUUAGUCUUCGACGAGGCCGACAAACUCCUGGACUUGGGCUUUGCUCCUCAGAUCGACGAGCUGCUGUCCUUCUGCCCCAAGGACGGUGGCAAACUGAUGCAGACAAUGAUGUUCUCAGCCACCCUGCCUCCGGUGGUGAUUGACCUGGCCGGUUCCAUCCUGACCUCGCCCAUGCGCAUCAGCAUUGGCGACGUGAACGCUGCGGCGCCCGAGGUGGAACAGAAGCUACUCUUCAUCACGAAUGAGGAUGGUAAAUUGUUCAGCUUCCGGCAACUUCUUCAGGACGGUGAAAUCAAGCCCCCUGCCUUGGUCUUUGUGCAGUCGAAGGAGCGAGCCAAGGAGCUGUUUGGUGAACUGGUCUAUGAUGGGAUCUUUGUUGAUGCCAUCCAUGCUGAUAGAACCAAACAGCAACGAGACAACACAGUGAAAGCUUUCCGUGCCGGAAAGCUAUGGGUCCUGGUGUGUACAGAUUUGAUGGCCCGUGGCGUGGAUUUCAAAGGUGUCAUUAACUAUGACUUCCCUCAGUCUGCUGCCACAUACAUUCACAGGAUUGGACGAACGGGUCGUGCGGGCAGGACAGGAAAAGCCAUUACCAUGUUCACCAUCGAGGAUUUCGAAUCCUUGCGCAGCAUUGUGGGAGUCAUGCGGCAAUCGGGCUGUGAAGUCCCUGACUGGAUGCUGAGACUGAAGCCCAAGUCCAAAAAGGCCAAGCGGCUUGCAGAGUGGAGACAGCCCAAGCGCAAACGCAUCAGUACCAUUUCUGGCUACGACCUGAGAAAAUCCCACAAAAAGAAGCAGAUGGUCGAGGCGAGCAAGAAGCGAAAGGCUGAAGGCGAUGACGACUGA
Cladocopium goreaui is the source of this 1671-nucleotide messenger RNA. Lineage: Eukaryota; Dinophyceae; Suessiales; Symbiodiniaceae. The record is from the annotation of a GenBank genome assembly.